AUGAAUCUCUUCAAGAGCGUUGUGGCAUCAGCCAUUUCUUCAGGCAUCCCGAAUUUUCCCUACACCUUCGGCGAUCGCCAAGACAUUGAGGGGGGUAUUUGGGUGCUGCAGAACGGUCAGAAGCGUGAUGAUGGAUCUAACUGCAGUAUAUUCUCCUUUGAUAUCAACUCAAAUAAAGGACUCUUACCUCUGGCACGAAAUGCUGUCAAGAAGCUGCGGACUUUGCGGCAUCCUGGCGUGAUUAAGGUGCUAGACACAGUCGAGACAGAGACGUUUAUAUAUAUUGCUACGGAGAGGGUGGUACCAUUGAGAUGGCAUAUCAAGCGCAAAAGCAUGAGUAUCGAAACGUCGAAGUGGGGUCUAUUUGGUGUGGCGCAAACAAUCAAAUUCAUCAAUGAUGAAGCAUCUUCUGUUCACGGCGCCCUUCGAGUCGGGUCGAUUUACACCGGUGAAAGCGGUGAAUGGAAAGUGGCCGGGUUUGAAGUGCUAAGCAACAUGAAGGAUGAUGAUGCCAUAAUAUAUAAUUAUGGCAGCCUUGUACCUGAUUCUGGACGGUACACCCCCCCUGAGCUUGCAAAAUCCGGUUGGAAUGAAAUCAAACGCCAUCCCCUAACGGCGGUCGAUGCUUAUAACUUUGGCACACUUAUAUUCGAAGUAUUCAAUGGUGAUUUCAUGGGAAGCGACCAAGCGGGGCAAACGAAGGGCAUCCCUCCAAGUAUGCACUCGAGUUAUCGGCGACUGGUCAAUAGCAACCCUAAAGCUAGACUCAGUGUGGGUAAUUUUCUUGAGCAAGGACGCCGGAAUGGUGGUUUUUUCGAUACGCCACUGAUCAAGCUCACUGAGAGUAUUGAUAGCCUUGGAAUGAAAACGGAGGAAGAAAGAGAACAAUUCCUCAACGACUUGGGUCAAUUAUCUGACGAUUUCCCAGAGGAUUACUUCAAACUGAAAAUCCUCCCAGAGCUUAUUAAAUCGGUUGAAUUCGGUGGUGGCGGACCCAAAGUAUUUGAGGUCGUGAUGAAAAUCAGUAAAAAGCUCUCGGACGAGGAAUUUGAAGCCAAGGUUACUCCUGCUGUUGUCAGGCUUUUCAGUAGCCCCGAUAGAGCCAUCCGGGUCUCACUUCUCGAUAAUCUUCCAUUAAUGAUAGACCGCCUAUCUCAGAAGACAGUCAACGACAAGAUAUUCCCGCAGAUGGUCACUGGCUUUACUGAUGCGGCACCUAUUGUCCGAGAGCAGACUGUCAAGUCUGUCUUGACUAUCAUCGAAAAAUUGACAGACAGGACUAUCAACGGAGAGCUUCUGAAAUAUCUUGCCAAGACCUCAAAUGAUGAGCAACCUGGAAUUCGUACAAAUACUACCAUAUGCUUAGGGAAAAUCUCGAAGAACCUAAGCGUGGGAACAAGAUCGAAGGUCUUAAUUGCAGCGUUCACUCGAUCCCUCCGCGACCCUUUUGUUCAUGCUAGAAACGCAGCGUUAAUGGCGUUAGCAGCAACAUCAGAGUCGUUCGGCGAAGAGGACUGUGCCAACCGAAUAUUACCAUCUCUAUGUCCAUGCCUUAUUGACAAGGAAAAGCUAGUUCGAGACCAGGCUAGUAAAACCAUGGAUAUAUAUCUUCACCGCGUCCGAAAAUUCUCGUCCUCUAUGGCGGACACUGCGUUACCACCCCCCGCUACAGCAGAUGCAACAGCAAACACCCCUCGUAUGAGCACACCACAAGCGAACGAAGUCGCCUCUUGGGCCGGCUGGGCAAUCUCCUCGUUCACCAAUAAGGUCUCCACCGCGGCAGGUGAAAUACAACCCGCCUCAAAUGGUACAUCCGUUCCAGCUGCACGCCCAAACUCUGCACCCACGGCGAAUGAUGUUCGGCGUCCAGCCGCAGGCACAGCCUCAGCCUCAGCAUCCGCACUGCAUCGACAAGCAGUUUCUUCGCCACCAGCGGCCUCAGCACGCACCUCCACUUCUUCAAAUACAAAUGACUACUUCCAAGACUCGAUGACAGGAGAGGAUGAUAUGGAUGCGUGGGGACCCUUGCAAGACGACUCCUUCUUUGAUGCUCCCAGUGAAGCACCUACUAAAGUAGCGUCUUCCGUAGCGCCUUCUGCAGCGAACCCAUUCGGGGAUGAUGGCGAGCCAGAUUUCGCGGGUUGGUUGGCAGCGCAGGCCGGAAAGAAACCCGGCUCGAAACCUUUGCCAAAAGGUCUUGCGAAAUCAACAUCGAAUACCAACCGACCAGCAAGUGUUGGACGGGCGGCUACAACUGGGAGUGUGAGUGGCAUCGCAGCUAAGAAAACGGCUGGUACCGUUUCGAAGCCAAAGCCGGUAACGGCUAAGAAGAUUGAUACUACACCUGCAGCUACCGAUGAUGAUGAUGGGUGGGGUGAAGGUUGGUAGGAAUUCCUUGUGAUGUUCUAGGGUAAAUCGGCGUUUUGUUAAGCAUAGCCAUGGCGUCUAUAGUUAGAGUAGAUACCAGAUCAUUAGGUGGAGGCUUAUUUGGGCGAGGGGUAACGAUGAAGGGAAUUCCUAAUUAAGGCAUAAACAAACAGAACCAUCCGCAUUUCCACCUUCAAGUUAAAUAACCUAUGCCGUAUAAUACAUACUGCAGGACAUUGGAAGGCGGCUCGACACCUUUUUGAUUACACAAAAGAACACCGAGAUUCUUUCGCA
This is a messenger RNA of Amorphotheca resinae ATCC 22711, 2661 nucleotides long. RefSeq lists its product as hypothetical. Gene Ontology annotation, molecular function: protein kinase activity; ATP binding. Lineage: Eukaryota; Fungi; Ascomycota; Leotiomycetes; Helotiales; Amorphothecaceae. The record is from RefSeq and is a predicted model, not a curated record. The transcript has 7 exons. Gene Ontology annotation, cellular component: cytoplasm. Gene Ontology annotation, biological process: protein phosphorylation; tRNA export from nucleus. The coding region runs from base 1 to 2388 and encodes 795 amino acids.